This is a messenger RNA of Triplophysa rosa, 1931 nucleotides long. It is a transcript of the gene nccrp1, whose product is annotated as P1, F-box associated domain containing. Gene Ontology annotation, cellular component: SCF ubiquitin ligase complex; cytoplasm. Lineage: Eukaryota; Metazoa; Chordata; Actinopteri; Cypriniformes; Nemacheilidae. The transcript has 6 exons. Gene Ontology annotation, biological process: glycoprotein catabolic process; SCF-dependent proteasomal ubiquitin-dependent protein catabolic process. Gene Ontology annotation, molecular function: ubiquitin protein ligase activity. Bases 1164 to 1871 code for a protein of 235 amino acids. The record is from RefSeq and is a predicted model, not a curated record.
CUUUGUACUGUAACAUGUUCUCACUGGUGAAUGAGACAUGAUUUAAUUGGAAUUGAUCCAAGAGCUUCUUGUUUGUGCGCGUUCAUGUGUUUUGGAGGCGUGGCUUUAGACGGCAUUUCGCAAGGAGGGUGGGAUCAUGAUUUCAUUUCUAGCAGGCUAAAGUUAGCAUCUUACCAAAUCGUCUAUUACGCAUUUACGGCCCCCCUGGACCUAUUCUUUAUUCAUUCCGUUGUAUUUUAUCUUUCAUCUUUUAUUUAUCAAAUUUUAUUUCAAGAAGACAGUAGUGAAAGCAAAAACUAUCCGAGAUCUAUCAGUGCUUGAUGGGGUGAUGGGGUUAGGGUUAAAUAUUUUAAGAUUUAAAGACUUUUAGGGAAGUUCUUCCCCCUCUUUCCUGAUGCAGAUGAAUGAAGUAAACAUUGAACAUGACCCUGAAAAAAUGUCAUAUUUGUGUGCCUUUUUACACAACAAAGAAAAUCAUAUCAUGCUUGGAAAUGUAGUUCUAAAAAUGAUAGUUACACCUGCAUUGCUUGUGAAUGCUGUAGUCAGGGUACAAAAACUGUUUCUAAACAUGAAGAGAAUCCUUGGGGGGAAGAAAGAGUAAAACCACAUGGAUUUUGGUAAAACCCUGUUUUUAUAUUAUAGGCAUAGUUCUGUAACAAAAAAGUGUAUUAAUCAGUUUUACAAUUUCAGCAUGCUAAUAAGGCAUCUGAUGAGUGACUCAAAUUCUUAUCUCAAAUCAUUAUAAAUUUGUUUCUCCAAGCUACAUGCAUGUCUGCACAAUGAACUUUAAAGCUUUGCUGAUAGGCGUUGUCAUGGUAAUGUUUUCAUUAUGGGUGAAGGUGUCUGCUGAUCAUGAAUCAUUGUACUGAGAAGAAAACACCACAGUAAUCCUGAAGAAUUUAGUAAUUCUGUAGUUUUGUGCAUAAAAAAUAUUAAGGAAUGAACAGUCAGUUCAAAUUCUCCCAACGUAGUCAACAUUGAAACCAUAAUUAAAUCCAUAAAAGUAAAAAAGUGACUUCGCAAUGAGUCAAACUUCUUGGUCAAACGCAGGGAGGAUGGGCUUGUGAAAUCUUGUAAUGUGUUGAAAUCUCUCUCUGGGGUGGGGCACUUAUAAACACUUCCUAGUCUCUGCAGUACGCGAACUGCGAGUCAUUCGGUUUGACAUGGCGGCUGAAUGGAAACAGAAGUGCGAUUCAGAGUGGGCUUUGGGGGCUCACUGUGUUCCUAUUCCGGAUAGCGUGGAUUGGAAGUCGGUGUAUGAGAAGAAGCCCUUUGAGCGUAACUUGCUCCAGAACCCUUCGCCUUACGGUGUGAGUCACACCACCGCACCACCUGAACCUCUGCUCACGGGAGAACGACCCCCUGCAGGCCAACCACCCAGAUUUGAGCCAGAUGGCGAUUUCUCUGGCUGGAGCACUAGUACGGAGGUUUUGCCUUAUGAUACUAGUGGGAUUCCCCCUGGGGCUGUGAUCUGCCAGUUGCCUCAGUUCAGGUGGUUCUCUUUAGAGCAGCGUGUGGAUCUGAAGGCAAAGGGUCUGUGGGACCAGCUGCUGGAUGAGUUUCAGCCAGAGAUAGGCAUUGAGGACUGGUAUGAGGAAAGUCAGCUUCAUGAAUCUAUUUAUCUGCUCGACGUAAAGCUCUUGGGUGCUGAUGGUAAGACGGUCAUCAAAGAGCACACCUGUAGCCCUGAAGAAGAACUGGAGUCUUAUUCACACACCUGGAAAAAGGUCUCCCAUGUAUUCUCCAACUACGGGCCCGGGGUGAGGUACAUUCACUUCCUCCACAGACUGAAGAACAAGUUCAUGGUUGAAUUGUUUAAUACCAAGGUCACAGACAGCUCAGUUGUGAUCAGAGUCACCAAAUCUGUAUAAAUUAGCGAACUAGAUGGUGCACAGAUAUCUUUAUUGAAAAUAAAAACACUGUUAACUGUU